UCAACUCAUUUUCUUAGUUGCCACUUCAUUUUCCUUCCUUCAAUUCUCUCUAUACAUUUCUUCUCAUAGGAAUCAAUUAGCAUUAAAAAACUUUGCUUAAUUUGAUAAAAUCACAAAUGGGAAGACACUCAUGUUGUUACAAGCAAAAGCUUAGGAAGGGACUAUGGUCACCAGAAGAAGAUGAAAAACUUCUAAGACAUAUAACAAAGUAUGGACAUGGAUGUUGGAGUUCAGUACCUAAGCAAGCAGGUUUGCAAAGAUGUGGUAAGAGUUGCAGACUUAGAUGGAUCAAUUACUUAAGACCUGAUUUAAAAAGAGGAACAUUUUCACAAGAUGAAGAAGAUCUCAUUGUUGAACUUCAUGCAGUAUUAGGAAAUAGAUGGUCUCAAAUUGCGGCGCAAUUACCGGGGAGGACCGACAAUGAAAUAAAGAAUCUAUGGAAUUCUUGUUUGAAGAAGAAACUGAGGCAAAAAGGUAUAGAUCCUGUAACUCAUAAACCAUUAUCUCAUAUUGAGAAUAAUGGAGAAGAAAAUUCAAAUGCAAAGAGUCAAGAAAAAGCAGCAGAGUUAUUAUUAUCAUCCAAUGAAUUGAAUCUUCUGAAAUCAGAAAGUUCAAAAUCAGAUGCAGCUUCUAAUUAUGAGCAAAGAACAUCACCAAAAGAAUAUGCAUUAGAAAUUGAAGGUUCUUGCAACAAAGAUUUUUUCAUUGACAGGUUCAUUAGUACUACUCAUCAUCAUCACAAUCACAAUACAAAUUCUCAAGAUUUGAUGGGAAAUUUUCCAAUUCAGAUGAGUUAUUCAAACACUGAAAAUGAUUGUUUACCAAAUGAUUCAAACAAUCAUAAUCAUAAUUGGUUUAACCAAACUGGAAAAACAUUUGAUAUGAAUUCUAAUGAAUUUCAUUUCAAUUCCAACACAACAACUAUGUUUCUUCCAAAUUCUUUUGAUAUUCACUCUGACAAUGUUUCUACUGAGAUGAGAAGUAACAUCAACUUGCAUAGUAAUAAUUUUUCUUCUUGGGGAGGAAUGAUGGAAAAUCAUACAGAAGAAGCUAAUAGUAGUAAUUAUUUUCAUAAUCCAAUUUUAAUGUUGGCUUCUGAAUCAUUAUGCAAUGAGAUAAAGCCAUCAAUGAAUUUAGCAGUUGAUAAUACUUUUGGAGCUAUUUUGCCAAAUGCAAAGCAAGAACAAGAAGAACAGUUACAAAGUUCUAAUAUAUUUUCUAAGGAUAUUCAGAAACUAAGAGAAGCUUUUGGAGAUAUGUAAUAGGAUUUGAAGAACAAGAAAACAGUGUUAUCAAGAUUUUUAGAAGUGUGUGAAACCACUGAUUUUUGUCUUGUAAAUAGGUCUGAAUCUGAUACAAGAAAAAAAAAACAAUUUGUUUUUCACUUUCACUCUUUUGGCUUUGUUGAUAUUUGUGAGUUUUACAUUUUUUUCUCCUAAGGGUGUGGGGUAGAAUUGGUGAAUAAGGAUUUGUUUGUUGUUUACUUUCUAUAUAUAUACUCUUUCUUUUAUACACUGUAACAGCAUUGAUGCAUUUUUCUAUAUACAAUCACAUAUAUUUAUUGGAA
This is a messenger RNA of Trifolium pratense (red clover), 1567 nucleotides long. Its product is annotated as transcription factor MYB61. The transcript has 3 exons. NCBI's taxonomy places the organism in Eukaryota, Viridiplantae, Streptophyta, Magnoliopsida, Fabales, Fabaceae. Bases 117 to 1262 code for a protein of 381 amino acids. Gene Ontology annotation, biological process: regulation of stomatal movement. The record is from RefSeq and is a predicted model, not a curated record.